CUUUUUCCCAUCCUCAGCACAGUGACCAAUCAAACCCGCCUGUCUGUCGUCGCCAUGGCUGCAUUCUAUUUGAUCGCCGUCUCACUCUCUGUCUUGAGUGUUGCAAUGGCCGGCUCACACAGCAGCGCCAGCAGCCGUCGCCUGACGUCCCAGGACGGCGCCGCAGACCGUCCCAUGCCUCUUGCUGCUCCGCUGCCCCUGGAAACUUCCGACUCGCACGGUCGAUGGAUGGCAACAGAGUGCUGGCCCAGGGGUGUGGAAGGCUUGACAGUGACUGUCUUGUUGUGCGUUGCGUACAGGCACCCGGGUGGGAUCCCGUGUCUCGUCACGAUUUGUGCAGCUGCACGACGAACGUACUGUACUGUACUGUACUGUACUGGCAAUCCGCGCAUCCACCGUCUCGUCUCAAGUGCUCGUGUCCAUGUGCGCUCGCAUGCUUGCAGAGCUGAAAAAGACGAAGCCGCCCCCGCCACUGCCGCCCGGUGAGUGCAGGGGAGACGCCGACUGCACGAAGCCCGACCUCUGCUUCAAGAAGAUGACCCACACGGGGCGCACCGAAGCGCAGGGCAAAUGCAAGAAAGAGGGCGACUCUCAGGACCACUGGUAUGUUCGGCACAUUAUGUUACAAAGGCAGACAGACACAAAGGCAGACAGACAGACAGACAGACCACUCAGACAGACAGGCGCUCAGCGAAUUGAUCUCGCUCUCUGAGUGGUCUGUCUGUCUGUCUGUCUGUCUGCAGCACUAAGAAAAGCAGCGACAGGCCUUGCAAAAAGGGGCUGUCGUGCCAGCAAGUUGGAUGGGGUAUCGCCUGUAAGCCUGUGUAAGCCAUAGUUGUGGUCUUGCCCACAUGUUGUUUGAGGGUAAAAGCAUGGCUGGACGCUUCCUUGACUGGCAUCGAUCAGCGCGUCACCAAAGACGCGUCUCUGUCUAUAGGGCGUGCAUAAACAUACACUCACUUGGUCAACGCGCGGAACGUAAAAAAACUACAG
Messenger RNA from Vitrella brassicaformis, 993 nucleotides. The record is from the annotation of a GenBank genome assembly. Lineage: Eukaryota; Vitrellaceae.